GCCCUGCAAAGACUUCUUCUACGAUGAGUGACGUGAUGAAUCCUCCGGAGGAUCCCGAAUCGACUUUCGAAUUGCCGAUUGCGGAGCUGGACCUGAUGCCCCAACAGCUGGAGGUAAUAGACCCAGCAGACGAUUGGACCGGAGUCACAAGCGCGAGAGAGAGAAGGAGGCGACAGAAUAGGCUUAAUCAGAGGACUUACCGUAAAAGGAGAGCCCCUGACUCUUCUCUCUGGUCAGAUACAUGCCAUGAUAUCUCAAAUCCGCUUGGACAAGAGAGUCCCUCAUUCGCCCCCGGUGAACUCCUCGUGCCAACGGAGGGAGGGCACCGAGUAUGGCCCCGAGUCUCCGAACACACAAAUUACGGCUUCGCUUGUGGGAUCCGGGUGCCCCUAUCGUUGUCCAUGGUCAUCCAACUCAAUACGUUCAAUGCACUUGCUUAUAAUGGGUGUCUACUGGGUAUUAAAGCAGAAACGCUUUGCGACGUGAACAGACUCUCUCCUUUCAGCGACGCGGCCUCGUUCAAUGUAGAUGGGAAAUGCCCUUCCACGCUUCACCCGACCAUCACCCAACAGACGAUCCCUCAUCAUCCGUGGGUAGACCUACUUCCAUUACCUCGCAUGCGAGAUAAUCUCAUCUGGGCUUUUCAAACUAUCGACGAGCGAGAGAUAGGUACCGACAUCUUGAACGUUCAUGAUAUAUAUAGCUCUACGUCCGUUGCUGGCGAGAAGCCAACCCUCAUUGUAUGGGAUGACCCUUCGAACCCUCGGUCGUGGGAGGCCAGCCCUGGCUUUCUGUGGAAAUGGGGUUGCUUGUUGAGAGGGUGCCAAGAACUGAUUAAGGCAACGAACCAUUGGCGUGAGAUGCGCGGAGAGAAGCCAUUCGUCGUUGAUGUGUCCUGACAACAGCAUGGACAUUAGGAUAAAAGUUGCUGUCACACGAUGCAGCUAAGCGGCCAUAACCAGCCACUGGAGUAGCUGUACACGGCAUUAUUUCUUAUUCACAGGAUCCCCGCACUCUGUAGAUAAAUCUUCAGAUCGUGCUAUAGCUAGAGCCAAACCCGAAGGUCGCACGCCACAAUAGUUGCACUCCUUUAGUGAAAUAUUCGAUUCGAGUUGACAAGGACGUCUCAUUAUGGGUGGGUAGGAUUGGACAGAGGGACUAUGAGAAUAGCAGAG
Messenger RNA from Ilyonectria robusta, 1175 nucleotides. RefSeq lists its product as uncharacterized. The transcript is spliced from 2 exons. Lineage: Eukaryota; Fungi; Ascomycota; Sordariomycetes; Hypocreales; Nectriaceae. The record is from RefSeq and is a predicted model, not a curated record. The coding region runs from base 24 to 899 and encodes 291 amino acids.